AGCGCGUCGCUCGCAAUUUUAUUUAAUCGCGCGCGCGAAGCGAAAAACUUCGCGACAGUUUCAAGUAUCCUUUCGGUUCGGAUAAUAUCGUCGCAGCUCGUUACGACGUCGCGUGUCUUGACGACGGCGACGCGCAUUUCUUUAAAACGUUAGCGACGGUGGUGAAAACGUGCGGCGGUGUGAAUUUUUAGUUGUGUUUAGUUUUCGGUGUCUCGAUGCAUCUGCCGCCUGCGAGCAUCGACAUGUACGCGAAUAUGCAAGAGUCCCUCCAGGAGUAUCACGGGGAGUUGGUGCAGACCGGAAGCCCCACGGUCCUUUGUAGCGCGCUUCCCAAUCACUGGAGGUCGAACAAGAGUUUGCCGAUCGCGUUUAAAGUCGUCGCGCUGGACGACAUCCAGGAUGGGACCGUCGUGACGCUCCGGGCCGGCAAUGACGAGAAUUACUGUGCGGAGUUACGGAACUGUACGGCGGUCAUGAAGAACCAGGUCGCGAAAUUCAACGAUCUGAGAUUUGUGGGGCGCAGUGGACGAGGAAAGUCCUUUUCCUUGUCGAUCAUGAUCAGCUCCUCGCCGUUUCAAGUCGCGACGUACAACAAGGCGAUUAAAGUCACGGUGGACGGUCCACGAGAGCCAAGAACCAAAGCCAAUUUCCAGUACGGAUAUGGCAUACCUGGAUUACCUGGUGCGUUCAACCCGUUCCUUCUGAAUCCGGGAUGGUUGGACGCUGCCUACAUGACGUACGCGUGGCCCGAUUACUUUCGCACCCGCCCGAGCUUUCAACAGCAAAACAUUCACCCGGGAUUAAUUAAAGGCAAUUCACCCCAGCUGCCACCGAGCAACCUCCAAGGGCCCGGCGGCGACUUUUACAUUCCUCACGGGGCGACACCGCCGGGUGCUUUCCCACCGAACUACCACUCGGGCGGCCUACUGCCUCAGUUACCAACCGAGAGCCUCCCCAAAGUGCCACAGUUCGACAACUUCCACAUCCGAACGCUACCAUCGUCGUCACCCCUCGAUCAGCUCACAAUGAAACUAUCCCCGACCUCGACGGACCGCACAACAGUCAGCCCGCAGAUGAACAGGAUACGAAACCUCCACGACAGCCCGAGAAUCCACUCGACAGUGGACCACUCGAACUCGGAAAACUCAGACGACGAAGACAUCGACGUAGUCAAGUCCGCCUUCCAACCGAUUAAACCCGCCAACAUCCUCCUCCAGGAGAUUCAGCACCCCGACUCGACCGUGCAGGACAAAGAGCCCUCGGCCAAACUCAAAUCGCCCGCCUCGCGCAAACCCCACAGUCCAAAAUCGCCGAGCGCCACCAAAAUCACACACACACCCUCGCAGAUCAACGCCACAAAAAACGUGUGGCGGCCCUACUAGUCCCCCCCACAAAGACUCUCUCCCAAAUUGUUGCAAUAUUGUAAAUACGAACGAGUGAAGUUAUAGUCUAUAGUUUAGUCUAAUACACGAAUUGUGAUAGCAAAAUUUAGAUAUUUUUGUACACUUGUAAAUGAUGUAGAAUAAAUUCAUCGCCGCUGCAGCGGG
Messenger RNA from Photinus pyralis (common eastern firefly), 1547 nucleotides. RefSeq names its product segmentation protein Runt (gene run). The record is from RefSeq and is a predicted model, not a curated record. Gene Ontology annotation, cellular component: nucleus. Gene Ontology annotation, molecular function: RNA polymerase II cis-regulatory region sequence-specific DNA binding; ATP binding; DNA-binding transcription factor activity, RNA polymerase II-specific. The transcript is spliced from 3 exons. The coding region runs from base 216 to 1382 and encodes 388 amino acids. Lineage: Eukaryota; Metazoa; Arthropoda; Insecta; Coleoptera; Lampyridae. Gene Ontology annotation, biological process: regulation of DNA-templated transcription.